AUGCGACUGUUCGACCCUGGCCCUUACCUUGGAAUCCUUCAAAUAAAACGGGUAACGCAUCGGCCCAGACAAUGCAGAAGCAAAGACGAUAUUAUACUGGGCCGUGGCACGAUUAUUUCGCCGAGGGAACUGCAACUUUUAACAGCUAGAAUAGUAUCAAAAAACAUACGGGAGGAAAAUUUGCAAGGAUUUGGGCGCGAACACAGACCUGGACUUCUUCUCUUGGGCUUAAUAGAAUUCACAAUUUCUACAUUGGUUCCAGGAGCUCAUAAGUUGUCACCCAGGAGCGUGCAAUUUUAUCAUCUUCUUACUACUCUUCAUGAUCGGAAGGACGAUGAAGCGGUUCAAAUUCUCAAAAGUUGGUGCUUGUCGAUAGUUCCUGAAUCCAAAAGUCUCACAGAUGAGAUGGUCCUUCCAACCACUGGGGCUCAGUGGUGGUCGCCUGCCUAG
Molecule: messenger RNA, 450 nt
Organism: Sclerotinia sclerotiorum 1980 UF-70
Lineage: Eukaryota; Fungi; Ascomycota; Leotiomycetes; Helotiales; Sclerotiniaceae
Exons: 3
Coding region: 1-450 (149 amino acids)
Source: RefSeq, a predicted model, not a curated record